UCACAUUUUGAGAAGAUCUCAAAGCUUGCAGUUGUUCUUGCUGAACUUGGCUACCCUAUUAUCUUCGUUACUGGUCGAGUAUUUGAGAAGGAUGUCGAAGGCCUGCACCCUCGAAUCACUUUCCAUCCGUUGGUCGAUGGCGAGGAUAAGAUGAGCACGGAAGACUUCAGCACCUACGCAUCGAAGACGCCAGGUCUAGAGCGAGAGAUGUUCAUCACAAAGGUUGCUCUCAUUGGAAGUAUGGACCCGGCGCACGACACCUUGCAACAAGUCUUUCAAGACUUCCGCCAAAGACAUGGCGACAACAAGCCGUUGGUCUCGCUCUUCGACACGCCGGUUAUUGGUCAUCACCCGAUCUUGCUCGGUGCCCCAGGCAUCAAGCCAGACGCAAGCAUUAUCAUCAACUGUCACCCUUUGAUGAUGAAUUCGAAUGACAGCUUUCCGUUCUAUGUAGGCAAAGCGCCACAUACGGGCCCAGAUGCGAAGGCUGUUCAUCAGCAAGCGAUCCUAGAUCAGCGGAACGACCACCAGACCUUCACACUUAGUACCUGGUACUGGGAGGCUUUGAAUGAACGUGGAGCACAGACGAACCUUUAUUUGAUGGACUCGAUGCACGCUGUGACUGAUCAGAUAUUGUCGCUUGGCGUACCCGAAUUCGAAUUCCCUCGCAGUGAUCUCCGACCCACCGUUCAUUAUUUUGGCGCAAUGAAGAAGCCAAAGAAGCUGAAUGCUGGGCAUGUGGAUCUUCCCAGCUGGUGGAACGAGAUUGUGGAAGCGAAGCAGCAAGGGAAGAAGAUUGUUGCGGUCAGCCAAGGCACAAUCGAGACGGAUCUAAACAAUCUGGUGCUGCCGACAUUGGAAGCACUGAAGCACAGAGAGGAUGUGCUAGUUAUCGCAACCACUGUCGCGAUUGAUCCAGUCGAUGUGCCCGACCUUAUCCUGCCACAGAACGCACGAGUGGCGAAGUUCGUGCCUUAUGAUCUUUUGUUACCUAUGGUUAAUGUUCUGGUGAACAACGGUGGAUACGGUGCCGUCAUACAAGCUCUUGAGCAUGGAACCCCUUUGGUCGUCGGUGGUGAAGGCCAAGACAAAGCCAUUACUAAUGCAAUUGUCCAAUGGUCCGGUGUUGGCAUUCACGUCGGCGGCCGGUCCCCCGGCAUCGAGAAUAUCCGUAAGGGCGUCGAAAAAGUUCUGGCUGACGAUUCAUACAAGCAGAAAGCCAGAAUGAUGAGCAAAAACUUUGAAAGGUAUGAUGUUGGGACUGUUGUUGAUGGUGUCAUCCAAGGUGUCGUCCGA
Molecule: messenger RNA, 1296 nt
Organism: Macroventuria anomochaeta
Lineage: Eukaryota; Fungi; Ascomycota; Dothideomycetes; Pleosporales; Didymellaceae
Product: glycosyltransferase family 1 protein
Exons: 2
Source: RefSeq, a predicted model, not a curated record